This is a messenger RNA of Caenorhabditis sp. 36 PRJEB53466, 940 nucleotides long. The record is from the annotation of a GenBank genome assembly. Lineage: Eukaryota; Metazoa; Nematoda; Chromadorea; Rhabditida; Rhabditidae.
AUGGACCUCGUUGAUUCGAAAGCGCAAACCGACGUCCAGUCCAUCGAGCAGCAGUUGGCUGAUCGUAUUGAAAAUUUUGAAUCGCAGAUGCGGCAAAUGGACCGUGAGCAGAUGAGCUCGGGGAGGCACCCAAACCUGAAGCCAAUCACUGUUUGGGUCGAUUUCAAAGGAGAGAAGGUCCAGGAAGUGAGUCGACUUACUAUACAAACUUUUUCAAAUGUAGCUUCAGGUGUGCGUGUACCCAAUGGGCCUCCCGCGCUCAUGUCCCCACGCGUGGAUUGUCGCUGAGCCAACUCAAAUCACCGUUGAAAAUCGUAAGAUUCUGUUGGAAGUAAACACCGAGGACUCUCCGUUGACGGAUGCUUGUGUGGCGGAACUCGUUCGUAUUAUCGGAAAAAGUUCAGUGGUGGUCGGCCUUAACUUGAUCGGUGCGAACUUGACCCCGACAGCUAUGCAAGUCGUGCAACAGUUUGGAAUUGAGAGAGUGGUUGUGGAACUUGUCUCUGAUUCUGCUAUUUCUCCGGAAAUUGAAACGUUGGAACCGGUGAGUGACAUAUAAAAUGGGAAUUCUGAAAGUGCAAGUAUUUUUCCGUUUUAGAUCACUUCGCUCGUCGUCAAAGGAAUUAACAGCGUGGAAAGCUUGGAGUGUUUCAGAAACACCCCAAAUCUCGUCAAUGUCACUGCUCAACUCCAAAAUGACGAAGCCAGCAAGAACUUGCUGUCCGACCUGAUUUCCGAAUGGGAACAAGGGAAGCGCCACAUCAAUCACUGGGUGAUUCACUAUCCGGAAGAAUGGGCGCUCACAAAUCAGGACUACAAACGAGAAGAUCAGAACGACCACAGUGUUCUGCUCCGUAGAAUCAAGGAGGAGUUCGAUGGUGGAGCCAAGGCAGUGUACACUUUUCGCCCAGUCCGUACUUCUCUGGUCACUGGUCUGUGA